Messenger RNA from Propithecus coquereli (Coquerel's sifaka), 4287 nucleotides. It is a transcript of the gene COL5A2, whose product is annotated as collagen, type V, alpha 2. The record is from RefSeq and is a predicted model, not a curated record. Lineage: Eukaryota; Metazoa; Chordata; Mammalia; Primates; Indriidae. The transcript is spliced from 43 exons. Gene Ontology annotation, cellular component: collagen type V trimer. Bases 238 to 3975 code for a protein of 1245 amino acids. Gene Ontology annotation, biological process: skin development. Gene Ontology annotation, molecular function: extracellular matrix structural constituent; protein binding.
CAAGCUGAAAAGGGGCAGGAAAAGAAGUGGAGGCAGCAUUCUUCCUAUUUAAAGCUGCAUCGCUUGAAAAAAGUUUUCACAGACUGUGCUGGAGCUGGUGCUGAAAAAGGGGGUUUGCAGAGGCAGCCCCGGGGCUGGUGCUGAAAGAAGAGCCCACAGCUGACUUCAUGGUGCUACAAUAACCUUAGAAUCUACUUUUAUUCCCAGGAGGACCCACAUGUCUAAUAUUUAGACGUGAUGGCAAACUGGGUAGAAGCAAGACCUCUCCUCAUUCUUACUGUUUUAUUAGGGCAAUUUGUCUCAAUAAAAGCCCAGGAAGAAGGCGAGGAUGAGGGAUAUGGUGAAGAAAUAGCCUGCACUCAAAAUGGCCAGAUGUACUUAAACAGGGACAUUUGGAAACCUGCCCCUUGCCAAAUCUGUGUCUGUGACAAUGGAGCUAUUCUUUGUGACAAGAUAGAGUGCCAGGAAGUGCUUGACUGUGCUGACCCUGUAACUCCUCCUGGUGAAUGCUGUCCUGUCUGUUCACAAACACCUGGAGGUGGAAAUACCAACUUUGGUAGAGGAAGAAAGGGACCUCCAGGAUCACAGGGACCAAGAGGAGAGCGAGGCCCAAAAGGAAGACCUGGUCCUCGUGGUCCUCAGGGAAUUGAUGGAGAACCAGGUGUUCCUGGUCAACCUGGUGCUCCAGGGCCUCCUGGACAUCCGUCCCACCCAGGACCCGAUGGUGUGAGCAGGCCAUUCUCAGCUCAGAUGGCUGGGUUGGAUGAAAAAUCUGGACUUGGGAGUCAAGUAGGACUGAUGCCUGGCUCUGUGGGUCCCGUUGGCCCAAGAGGACCACAAGGUUUACAAGGACAGCAAGGUAGUGCAGGACCUUCAGGACCUCCUGGUGAACCUGGUGAACCUGGACCUAUGGGUCCAAUUGGUGCACGUGGACCAGAGGGCCCUCCGGGGAAACCUGGGGAAGAUGGUGAACCUGGUAGAAAUGGAAAUCCUGGUGAAGUGGGAUUUACAGGAUCUCCGGGAGCUCGAGGUUUUCCUGGGGCUCCUGGUCUUCCAGGCCUGAAGGGUCACCGAGGACACAAAGGUCUUGAAGGCCCUAAAGGUGAAGUUGGAGCAACUGGUUCCAAGGGUGAAGCUGGCCCUACUGGUCAAAUGGGUGCCAUGGGUCCUCUGGGUCCGAGGGGAAUGCCAGGAGAGAGAGGGAGACUUGGCCCACAGGGUGCUCCUGGGCAACGAGGUGCACAUGGUAUGCCUGGAAAACCUGGACCAAUGGGAGAAGCAGGUCCUACUGGGGCACGAGGCCCUGAAGGUCCUCAGGGGCAGAGAGGUGAAACUGGGCCACCAGGUCCAGUUGGCUCUCAAGGUCUUCCUGGUGCCGUGGGAACUGAUGGUACACCUGGUGCCAAAGGCCCAACGGGCUCUCCGGGUACCUCUGGUCCUCCUGGCUUGGCAGGACCUCCUGGAUCUCCGGGACCUCAGGGUAGUACUGGACCUCAGGGAAUUCGAGGCCAACCGGGUGACCCAGGAGUUCCAGGUUUCAAAGGAGAAGCUGGCCCAAAAGGCGAACCAGGGCCACAUGGUAUUCAGGGUCCAAUAGGCCCACCUGGCGAAGAAGGUAAAAGAGGUCCCCGAGGUGAUCCAGGAACAGUUGGUCCUCCAGGCCCAGUGGGAGAAAGGGGUGCUCCUGGCAAUCGUGGUUUUCCAGGCUCUGAUGGUUUACCUGGACCAAAGGGUGCUCAAGGAGAGCGGGGUCCUGUAGGUUCUUCAGGACCUAAAGGAGGCCAAGGGGAUCCAGGACGUCCAGGUGAACCUGGGCUUCCAGGUGCUCGGGGUCUGACAGGAAAUCCUGGUGUUCAAGGUCCCGAAGGGAAACUUGGACCUUUGGGUGCUCCAGGAGAAGACGGCCGUCCAGGUCCUCCAGGCUCCAUAGGAAUCAGAGGGCAGCCUGGGAGUAUGGGUCUUCCAGGCCCCAAAGGUAGCAGUGGUGACCCCGGGAAACCUGGAGAAGCAGGAAAUGCUGGUGUUCCUGGACAGAGGGGAGCUCCUGGAAAAGACGGUGAAGUUGGUCCUUCUGGUCCUGUGGGGCCCCCGGGUCUAGCUGGAGAAAGAGGAGAACAGGGACCUCCAGGCCCCACUGGCUUUCAGGGGCUUCCUGGUCCUCCAGGGCCUCCUGGGGAAGGUGGAAAGCCAGGUGAUCAGGGAGAACGAGGAAAUCCUGGGGAAAGAGGAGAACCAGGAAUAACUGGACUCCCUGGUGAGAAGGGAAUGGCUGGAGGACAUGGUCCUGAUGGUCCAAAAGGCAGUCCCGGUCCAUCUGGGACCCCUGGAGAUACAGGCCCACCAGGUCUUCAAGGUAUGCCUGGAGAAAGAGGAAUUGCAGGAACUCCUGGCCCCAAGGGUGACAGAGGUGGCAUAGGAGAGAAAGGUGCUGAAGGCACAGCUGGAAACGAUGGUGCUAGAGGUCUUCCAGGUCCCUUGGGCCCUCCAGGUCCCGCAGGUCCCACUGGAGAAAAGGGUGAACCUGGUCCUCGAGGUUUAGUUGGCCCUCCUGGCUCCCGUGGCAAUCCUGGUUCUCGUGGUGAAAAUGGCCCAACUGGGGCUGUUGGGUUUGCUGGACCCCAGGGUCCCGAUGGGCAGCCUGGAGUAAAAGGGGAACCUGGAGAGCCAGGACAGAAGGGGGAUGCAGGAUCUCCUGGACCGCAAGGGCUGGCGGGGUCCCCUGGCCCUCAUGGACCUAAUGGUGUUCCUGGACUAAAAGGUGGCCGAGGAACCCAGGGUCCACCUGGUGAUCGUGGAGACCCCGGGCCUGCAGGUCUGCCAGGCUCUCAGGGUGCCCCUGGAACUCCUGGCCCUGUCGGUGCUCCUGGAGAUGCAGGACAAAGAGGAGAUCCGGGCACACCAGGAAAAGUAGGACCAACUGGUGCAACAGGAGAUAAGGGUCCACCUGGACCUGUGGGACCCCCAGGCUCCAAUGGUCCUGUAGGGGAACCUGGACCAGAAGGUCCUCCAGGCCCAGUUGGUCCUUCGGGUAAAGAAGGAAACCCUGGGCCACUUGGGCCAAUUGGACCUCCAGGUGUGCGGGGCAGUAUAGGAGAAGCAGGACCUGAGGGCCCUCCUGGGGAGCCUGGCCCACCUGGCCCUCCAGGUCCUCCUGGCCACCUCACAGCUGCUCUUGGGGAUAUCAUGGGACACUAUGAUGAAAGCAUGCCAGAUCCACUUCCAGAGUUUACUGAAGAUCAGGCGGCUCCUGAUGACAAAAACAAAACUGACCCAGGUGUCCAUGCCACCCUGAAGUCACUCAGUAGUCAGAUUGAAACCAUGCGCAGCCCUGAUGGCUCUAAAACUCACCCUGCCCGGACUUGCGAUGACUUAAAACUUUGUCAUUCCACAAAGCAGAGUGGUGAAUACUGGAUUGAUCCUAACCAGGGAUCUGUUGAAGAUGCAAUCAAAGUUUACUGCAACAUGGACACAGGAGAAACAUGUAUUUCAGCAAACCCAUCCAGUAUACCACGUAAAACCUGGUGGGCCAGUAAAUCUCCUGACCAUAAGCCUAUUUGGUAUGGUCUUGAUAUGAAUAGAGGAUCUCAGUUUACUUAUGGGGACUACCAGUCACCUAAUACAGCCAUUACUCAGAUGACCUUCUUACGCCUUUUAUCAAAAGAAGCCUCCCAGAACAUUACUUACAUCUGUAAAAACAGUGUAGGAUACAUGGACGAUCAAGCUAAGAACCUCAGGAAAGCUGUGGUUCUCAAAGGGGCAAAUGAUUUAGAAAUCAAAGCAGAGGGAAACGUUAGAUUCCGAUAUAUAGUUCUUCAUGAUACUUGCUCUAAGCGAAAUGGAAAUGUGGGCAAGACUGUCUUUGAAUAUAGAACACAGAAGGUGGCGCGUUUGCCCAUUAUAGAUAUUGCCCCUGUGGAUGUUGGCAACACAGACCAGGAAUUUGGCGUUGAAGUUGGGCCAGUUUGUUUUGUGUAAAGUAAGCCAAGAUACAUCAACAACGAGCACCACCAUCAAUGACAACAACCAUUCACAAGAACUUUGACUGUUUGAAGUUGAUCCUGAGACUCUUGAAGUAAUGGCUGAUCCUGCAUCAGCAUUGUAUAUAUGGUCUUAAGUGCCUGGCUUCCUUAUCCUUCAGAAUAUUUAUUUUACUUACAAUCCUCAAAUUUUAAUUGAUUUAAAAUAUUUUUCAAUACAGCAGUUUAGGUUUAAGAUGACCAAUGACAAUGACCACCUUUUAAAAAAGUAAAUUGAUUAAAUAAAUAAAUCUCCGUUUUCUUCAAUUUA